Messenger RNA from Penicillium nucicola, 1488 nucleotides. RefSeq names its product cation:proton antiporter. Gene Ontology annotation, cellular component: membrane. Gene Ontology annotation, biological process: proton transmembrane transport. The record is from RefSeq and is a predicted model, not a curated record. Bases 1 to 1488 code for a protein of 495 amino acids. Gene Ontology annotation, molecular function: antiporter activity. The transcript has 7 exons. Lineage: Eukaryota; Fungi; Ascomycota; Eurotiomycetes; Eurotiales; Aspergillaceae.
AUGGCUGGCGGUUUCCUUGCGUACCACGAACCUAGUAUCGUCGAGAUCCUCAUUAUUAUAUCGUUCUUUUUUUUCUUAUCUCUGGCUGAAUAUGUCUCUGCUAAGAUCAUUCGGGCCGGGAUUAUUGGCCAAAUAGCUGUUGGCAUUAUCUAUGGAAAACCUUUAGCAGAUAUCCUAGAAAUGCCCUGGCAGGAAACUUUCCUCGCUGUUGGUUAUGUUGGUUUAAUCCUGAUCAUAUUCGAGGGCGGUCUCACUGUUCGACUUGAUCUGAUGAAACAAAACUUCCUUGUCAGUUGUCUAGGAGCUGCAACAGGCGUUUGUUUCCCAAUCGGGCUUUCCUAUCUAUUACUUUAUCUGGGAUACGGCUACGGCGCGGUGGAGACAUUCAUUAUUGGAGCCGCAUUAUCUGCGACGUCUCUGGGAACAACUUUCGCGGUCAUUUCUUCGGCUGCCAAGUCCAUAGAUCUUUCUCAGACGAGGGUUGGCUCAAUCCUUGUCAGCGCUGCUGUGAUUGAUGACGUCGUGGGUCUUGUUCUAUCCAGCAUUAUCAGCCAAUUGCGUGAGCUCUCCGGUCCUAGGGCCGGCGAUGUCAAUCUUGGCUGGAUCAUUGGCCGCCCCAUCGUGGCUUCUUUUGCCAUGGCCAUUCUCACUCCCAUCCUCACUAAAUGGUUCUUUGCGCCGGUGUUUCGACGAUGGAUUGAGCAUUCUUUUGCAAAAUACGACCACGUCUCUAAUAUCACCCUAAUGGUCUUGGUACUGUCCGCUUUCAUCAGUAUCGCUGCGUACGCGGGCACCUCAGUCUUAUUCGGGGCUUUUCUUGCUGGUACAUUCCUUACCUACUUGCCUAGCAAGCACCCCGAAGGCCCUUUUGUUGUUCUGAAUCGUGAAGAGGGGGAACGUGAAGCCGACAAAAGCCCUACAUUCGUCCAUACCUUCGAGUGUUAUCUGCUGGAUGUUCAAAAAUACCUCAUGGAGCCUUUGUUCUUUGCUAGUGUUGGAUUUGCAAUUCCAUUUGUUUCGCUAUGGACAGGUGAAAGAAUAUGGAAAGGCAUCCUAUACACGCUUCUUAUGAUGUUUGCCAAGUUUGUAGUUGGCGCUUGGGUUCCGCUGUGGAAGUUCCUCACGUCCUCAAAGACGAAGCAAGGUUCUAAAGAGAAAGUCCCAUUUCGUGAGCAAACAGCUACCCCUGUUCAACCCAAAAAGAGCACAAGGGGCUACGGUGCCGCAUCUCUGGCUGGAUUGCUUCUUGGUUCAGCAAUGGUGGCACGUGGAGAGAUUGGCCUUUUGAUUAUUGAGAUUGGCUACAACGAAACACCAUAUGUGACCGAGGAGGGCUUUAUUACUGCCAUUUGGGCUAUCCUGCUUAACACCAUCGUGGGACCCAUCGUGGUGGGUUGUCUUGUCAACGUUUAUGGCAAGAACAUUGGCGAGGGUGAAUGGGGAUUACAGCGGAUAGAAACCACACAAACAGAGGAGCAUCUGGUAUGA